Messenger RNA from Knipowitschia caucasica, 264 nucleotides. Lineage: Eukaryota; Metazoa; Chordata; Actinopteri; Gobiiformes; Gobiidae. The record is from the annotation of a GenBank genome assembly.
AUGUCAGAGGAGGACGUGGCCUUGCACAGAGACCGCAUCUGCAGCUCGGCCUCGGCUCUGCUCGCUUCACGAAUCCAGAACACCGGGUCGUCAAGUUGGCGAUUGGAGGCGAGAGAAGGCGAGAGGAGGCUGGGUCUGCUGCGAUCUCGUUUCCAGAUGAAAGAACCUCACCACGCUUCGGCUCCGCAGCGGCUUCGGCAGAUUACACUGGAUUUAGGGCUGAUCACAACACCCGACAAGUUUGAGGAGGGGGGGAGGGGGUAG